AUGGACGUCGUUAGCACUGUGCGGACCUGCAUUGAUGCUUGGAAGUCUGGCGGAGAGGAAGAAUGUCGCAAUAUGCUCAUUGCACCUCAUUGUAAUCCUUCCGACGCAGAAUGUCACAACGUCCUGGAGACCACGUACAGCACUUUACUCGCUUCCACUCUUACCAUGUGGACAUACAAGCAGACUCUCUCUGCGGAGGGUUUCGUCACGUUCAUAUGUUCAGUUCUGGACAACCUACCUUCGACUUCGUCCCCCAACAGAACCUCAAAUUUUGCUAUAUUCGGGGAACAUCUAGUGGACUUGAUUUGGAGUGUAGAUGCAGAGCUAGAUGAAGUCUUAGUUGAUGUAAAAGCCACUAUCGCUGCUUAUGAUGGACAGAGCGCGGACAAGCCGCAAGCCGUGCUCGGAAAGGCCAACAGGGUUAAACAGAGUGCCGAGGCAGAUAAAGCUACCAUUGUUUUAAUAGUGAAGAAACUUCUGCAAUAUGGUGUGCUGAGUGCAAACGUCUGUCGUGAGCGGUUGGACACUGCGAUUCUGGAGGGUGUUGGGCUCAUGGUUAAGGCUAAUCUUGAUAAGAAGGAGAUUAGGACACGCACAGGCUUAUUUUACAAACAAAACAAGUUCAAUCUUCUUCGAGAACAAUCUGAAGGUUACAGUAAACUCACGGUUGAACUCACAAGUGCCUUGGGGAUUGGUCACUUACCUUCAACAGGUCGACCACAAGACCCGUACGAUUCCAUACAGCAUCGGGCACAUGCCGUUUGGGGAAAAAUCAUUGGUCUGAUAGGUUUCUUUGACUUGGAUCCUAAUAAGGCAUUGGAUAUCUUACUCGAUGUGAUGUCCGUUAAUCUCGCCUCCCAUUACACAUUUUUUCUGGCGCUUCUAUCUUUUUCUCCCUGGGCACGAAGCCCCUUGCAACACGACCAACUACCUCUGUCGGAAGGUCAAUUCAAAGGAAAGACCCUGGACGAAAUUCUGGAACUGGUGAACCCUAGGCGUAUGUCUUCCGAAAAAGACAUCAACGGUGGUUCCCGUGUCCUUGCUCAAAUUCUGGGCUUCAAACUCAAUUAUUAUCAGCCGGCUGAAGCCCAUGAACCCCCUAAAUCGCUGUAUCUUACAGCAGCUAUUCUCAUUCGCGAAGGCUUCGUUGCUUUGGAAGACUUAUAUCCUCAUUUAUCUCCCGAUGACUCUGACAUGGACAAUGUCCGUUCAGCCUAUAUGAAGGAAGUUCAGUCGCGAAUAUCAUCCGCAAAAAUGAGUCAGCUGGCGAUGGCAAUGCCUCUAGAAUCCGGCACGUCUUUACUCUCAUCGGUCAAGACGAAGGUAGCUGCACCUGAGAUUAAGAAGGUUUCCGAACCCAAGAACCCCCCCAAUCAGAAAACUGGAAUUCUGUUAGCUCUCCUCUCCAUAGGAGCUAUGAAGCCUGCUGUUGGAAUUCUUUCAAGAUUCCCAUGGCUCGUCGAUGCUCAACCAGAUAUCGCCGACCUCCUGAUUCGCAUCAUGAAACUUUCCAUCUCUCAAUUAUACGAUUCCCUCAUUGACACCAAAGAGCGCAAUCCCGACUUCACUCAGCCCCGCCCACGAUUCAGUGGCACCGGAUUGGCACCUCCUCCCCCCCGCAAGCCUAUUCUUUCGCUUUUGGCUCCCAAUCCUCCCAGUUCAAGUACUGUGGAUUACGUAUUCUUCUUUCCGAAUUGGAAUGAACAAAUACCUAUAUGUACCUCUUUGGACGAUCUAGUAUACGUCAUUGAACCACUUUUGCGGUUUAUUGGGCUACAUAUUUCACGCGAUCCACUAUUCCUCACUAAAUUUGUGAGACUAGGUCGCCAGCACCUACUUACAACUAUUCCAAUCGAUCCCUUAACCAAAAAACCUGAUGGUGAACCAGAUCCGGAAAACACUGUCCGAAAAUUCUGGUAUCGAAUCGUCCGCCAAUAUCUUUUACCUGCUAUUCCAUUGAUUAGAGGUAAUGCCGUUUGCACUGUAGAGGUAUGGAAUGUCGUCAAACUGUUCGACAUCAGCCUGCGAUGGAAACUAUACGGAGAGUGGCAGUCGGAAACAUACAAAACACAUCCAGAACUCCGUAUCCGCCGUGUGCAGGCCGAAAGAGAGUCGAAGGGAAUUCUUCGUCGGCUCUCACAUAAGACAAUCGAGUCACUCGCAGGUCCCGUUGGGAAAUUGGCGCAUUCCAACCCUUGUAUCUUGUUCACUAACGCGGUAAACCAGAUUAUGGCUUACGAUAAUCUAGCUGCCGUCGUCGUUCAGGUUUUGCGUUCUCUCACCAAUAUGGGGUUCGACGUCUUGACUUUUAUUAUCUUGGAUGCUCUGGCCAACCCAAACAAGGAGCGAGUAAAGGAUGAUGGUGUCAAUACUUCUGACUGGUUGCAAAGCCUCGCUUCCUUCACCGGCAUGCUAUUCCGCAAGUACAAUGCGAAUAUGAGCCCAAUCUUGACAUAUAUUGUUCAUCAACUUCAAAACGGCCAGACGACCGAGAUUGUCGUUUUAAGGGAACUGAUAUGGAAAAUGGCCGACAUAGAGCCAUUACCCAGCCUGUCAGAUCCGCAAAUUCAAGCAAUGGCAGGUGGGCCCGCUCUGCGUAUUGAGGCAAUCGCAUCGUCCACUCGAGGUGCUCGAAUGGAUCCUACAGAGGGCUCACGGGCGUCCCUUCAACGACUUGGCCAAGGUUUAAUUGAUACUUCUUUGGCUCUGCCCCUACUUAUACAUGUUGCUCAACAACGGCAAUCUUGCGUGUUUCUGGCUCGAGACGCACAUUUAAAAUCAUUGGCAGGCUUAUUCGACACAACACACGGUGUCUUGCUGCAAUACUUGGAACUUCUUACUACACCUCUUGUCGUGUCUCCUCACGAUUAUGCGACUAAAGUACUACCUCCCCUCCGUGAUUUGUAUGAAAAGUUUGGUAUAUGUGCGCCAAUUUGCAUGCAAAUCAUACGCCCAGUGCUUCACGCCCAACUAUUAGACUCGGCUCUGAAAAUGCAAGAGCAAGAGCGUUUAGCCAAUGAAGAGGCUGAGAAACGUCUGAAGGCAGCGUUGACUGCUAAACGAGAGCCAUCCGUCAUACAAUCUCGGAUAGCCUCGCCCAUGCCAAGUAUGUCCAGGGAGCUAGCGUCCGAAGCCAAACCUAUGCCAGAUAUCCUUUCCACAUCAGAAUACGUUUCCAUGGAGGUUGAUGCUAGCUCUGCAGCCCCCGCAGCUCCGGAGAGUCCUUGGCUUCCUCAACUGGAAAGCCUUUUUGAGGACGUCCAGAAAAUUAUUCCAAAGUCUGUUUAUGAUGUUUUGGGGCCGGGUUUCUAUGUCACGUUUUGGCAGCUGUCUACUUACGAUCUCUCCCCCCCGGGGGCGAGGUACGACGAAGAGAUCUCUGCUCUACGUAGUCUUAGUCGACAAGAGGACAGCAAGUACAUAGCUUAUGACAAAUCUUCGGAUCGUUCCAAACGAAUAUUGGCUUCUUCGCAUAGAAUUAAACGAGAAAGAUUCAAUUCUUUCGCCUCGACCUUACUGCAAGAAUUCAAAGAACAAACUACCUCGCGUGCUUUCACCGUGAAACGACUAGCGCGCGAAAAGACUCACUGGUUCACUACCGUGACAAGCGCUACGCAGAAGCAAACACAAGCCCAUAUACUUUUGGAUGCAUUCAUUGAACAUUGCAUCCACCCUCGCAGCCUGCUUUCUCCAAUGGAUGCCGACUUUUGCGCCCAGUUCAUCAAGGUUCUGCAUACUCAAGGAACACCGGGAUUUCACACGCUUGCAUGUUACGAUAAGAUUCUCGGAGACCAGAUUAAGGUUAUAUUGUUCUCAUGUAGUGAAUACGAGGCCCGUAACUAUGGUCGUUUCUUACUAGGAGUGCUCUCCGACCUCCAUAAGUGGCACUCUGAAGAGCAGACUUACAUACAAGAUAACCGAUCGAAGAUAGGGGGUAAGGCCGUUUUGCAUACCGGCUUUCAGAGCCAAUACCGGCUCCCAAUGCAUCCCGAAAAUCAUCUCAAAUGGAAUGUAUUCCAGAAAAUCGUUCGAAAGUGGCACAAGAAAAUUUCCCUGGCUUUUAUAGACUGUAUUCAGACCGCAGAGUUCAUGCAUGUCUACAAUGCCAUCAUCGUGCUCAAGGAGAUUUUACCGUUCUUCCCGUUAUCUGCUGUUUCUCAAGAAACUGGGCCUCAGCUUGAUAGAGUCAUGGACUUGUUCUUGGAAAAGGAGGAACGGGGAGACCUUAAGAUUUUAGGCCGAGCUUAUUCUGCAAGUUUGAAAAAGCGUGAACAACUCUGGACCCCGAACAAAGCUAUUAAUAAGCUACCCACGACUGCUUCUCCUAGACCCACUGUACCGGGUAUUGAUAGGCCGCGCGUGUCUGCGCCUCCUGCAGGGCUUAGUGCCCAGAAUCCCGCAAUAAGUGACGCCAAGAGUCUUCCUUCGUCUAAUUCGUCGACUUUAACACCCUCCGGUCCCCGCGCUCAAUUAGCAAGUGGUAGCCCUGCGUCUGCUUUGGAAAGUCUACGGCCUCCAGUCGUGAAGAGGGUUCGGCCAGACAUCUCCAACCCUGCUUCGCCCGUUCCUUCCGUUGAUAAGCUCUUAACUACCGAACAUGUCUCUACUCCGUCUGUGGAAAGAUAUGAUGAUGCCAAGGGGAGCGCCCCGUCUUCGAGCAUGUCAGUUGGACCAAAGGAAACAACACUUCAUCCACCGCCUUCGCCACCACUUGGAAAUGAGCGGGCUAUCGAAGAAUCAGGGCCCCAUGUGCUGCCUACCAUGCCUCCUCCAUCCGAACCUAGUCAAAAACCUUCUGCACAAGAGCUCCGAGUGACCGCUGCUCAGAGCCGCUCGGACAAGACUGAUGACAAGAAUGGACGAUCAAACGAGUCUCCUCGUGCUACCAAUGGGUCUGCUGCUGCUUCACCUCGGCAUCGUUCUGCUUCACCAUCGACUCGUCCGGGCACCCGGAAUCACAGUACAGAGAGCCGGACGAGCGCUGGUCGAUCACGGAGCGAACGGGAUAAAGUCGAGCUUUCUGGGGACAAGAGGGAGCGCGAACAUGGACCUCGGCGCGACAGCUUGACACAUAACAGAAGUGACCGCAGUGGUAGGGAGCGCACAACUACCGGAGAUAGUGAUCGGGAUCGCGAACGUCGAGACCGGCACGGUGAUAAGGAGAGAGACCGUGACCGAGAUAGGGAGAAAGACCGCGACCGCGAAAAAGACAGAGAUAGACAUGGGGAUCGACAUCGCCGAGACGACAAGAAUCAUACCCGUGAUGCCAGGAAAGAUCGCGAUGGUCGUACCGCUGAGAGUGGUAAUCAGGCAGCUGUCGCGGAUCCCCGUGUACCAACUCGACCUGAUGUAAGGCGUAGGAACUCCGACGAAGCGCUUGGAAAGCGCCGGAGAGGCACAGAGGACGAUCAUUCGCAGGCCGACCGCGGUUCCAAACGGAGCUCUCGCAAAGAUGCCCAUCGUGAAGAACGUUCCAGACGCCCUGGCGACAAAAUCGAGCGUGACAGAAACGAACGACCUCGCGAUUCAGAUAGGCGCAGACGCGAAACAAAACGUGUUGAACGCCUUGACAUUCCCUUGAGAUCUGGCUUGAAACCCCCUUUCCCUCCGAAUACCCCUUCUGCACCGAGAGCUAUGUCAUCUUCCGAUGCAAGAAAUAGCGGCAAAGCAGACAAUGGAUCAGGUCGUCGAGAUAAUACGUCAGGAACCAAUUCUGUUCCUGUUGAAGGGGGUAUGGGUAGUUUACGUUCCAGGAUUAGCGACAAGGAAAUUAGUUCCAGACCGUCAUCCUAUCAUGGACAAUCAAGAAAAGACGACAGAGACUCCAGAAAAAGACCAUUUAAUGAUCGCGAAAAAGACACGCUUGAAACCUCUAGCCAAGGACCAGAGCAAUCUACAAGUAAGCGACUGAAGCUGAAUCGCAAUCGUUAUAUUGGUGAAUCUGCCAAUAUGGCAAAGAAAACAUUACCAAUCAACCCUCAGGCUGGGGAUCGACUUCAAGGAAGAAAGGACUGA
Molecule: messenger RNA, 6015 nt
Organism: Lentinula edodes (shiitake mushroom)
Lineage: Eukaryota; Fungi; Basidiomycota; Agaricomycetes; Agaricales; Omphalotaceae
Product: transcription factor/nuclear export subunit protein 2-domain-containing protein
Exons: 21
Coding region: 1-6015 (2004 amino acids)
Biological process (GO): mRNA processing; mRNA export from nucleus
Cellular component (GO): THO complex part of transcription export complex
Molecular function (GO): mRNA binding
Source: RefSeq, a predicted model, not a curated record